AAAUCUCUCUAUACCAUAUGAAUAUACUAUAGAAUGGAACUUUCCAAACGGAACCAUGCUACAUAGGCGGUUAUCUUAAUUAUGCCCCACAGUACACAUGGUCAGCAGUUAAUCAAACCAAGUAUGAUGGCUCAUGGUAUCAGUGAGUAUACUUGACGACGAAGGUUCGCAUAUAUAACAAUAACUCAGUAAAUAUCUUCACGCGUAGCUUCGUCAACUCAUUUUGACGGCAACCAUUGCAAACUCUUUAAGGAUACGAAGUUAUUUAAAACAUCACCCACUAUUAUUAACAACAGUGGUCUUCACUCAUGCAUACCAGAAUAGUCUUGUGACUUUUUGUUAUCGAAAAUCAUCACGUAACUUUGGAGUGUUUAACUUAAUAUUCUUGUACUUCUCGGAUAUGAAAAUUUAUAUAUUUCAACGUCGUUAGAAGAGGCUCGUGAGGGAAAUUAAUUUGGCUCGGUAUAUCCAAUGUUUUUAUGCUAGCCGCUCAUGUGCUAGCUGAGAUUAAAUCAGAUUCAAGUGGCUUCCCAGGGAUAUUAGACCACGGAAUGUCAUAUUUUGCAUUCUUGAUUCAAGUAUUAUUUAUUGUAUUUGUAUACACACAAUGAUGACUCGCCCAUAAAUAUAUUUGACGGAGUGAAUGAUCUAGGCUUAUUCUCAAUAUAUUCACAGACUUAUUCCAAAUAUGCUUCAGAGAAAUUUACUAUUUCGAGCAUUUUCUUUCUGAAACUCAUAACUUAAAAAGCGGAAUAAAUAAUCAUAUUUUUCGGCCCCAGUACACUGUAGUAUGUAUCUCCUCCAAGUCCAAGCUAAAAUACUCUUCCUGUGCUAAAUCUCGUUCCUGAUUUUUGGCCGUGGUAGGAGAUUUGUGUGCCUAGUUUACUCUUUGGUCACUCUGUGGUAAAUUAACGUUUCUUAUGCUUCAUUCAAGUUCACGGGACAUAAUAAAAUCAGCUCAUAUUUACAGACCAUUAAGAUUCAUUAGCCUACCAAAACAUUCAAAACAAAGACAAAAAACUUCGUUGUUUCAAAGACCGUUUGUUAGAGACUUAGAGUCAAAAAGUUUUUAUCAGAACCUUUCCUAACCCCAACCUUUUGCGCUAACUUGUAGCCUGCGAACAGGCUCGAUUCAGUCGAAUGUGUAAUUUCAAACGCCAUUAAACUGUGUUGUUAAAUAACCUGUAUUGCAACGUUUAAAAGAUGCCUCCACUAGCUUUACCUUCAGAGUAUGGUUAUGUCAUAUUGACUGGCCUUUCUAGUGUUUUUGUGUUGGUGUAUAUGGGCCUGCAAGUUGGAAAAGCCAGAAAAAAAUUCAAAGUAGAUUAUCCAAGAAUGUAUGAUGACAGUCAGCCAGUAUUUAAUUGCUAUCAGAGAGCUCAUCAAAACACAUUGGAGACCUAUCCCCAGUUUCUGAUGCUGCUCUUUGUUGGAGGAUUAAGACAUCCUUGCAUCAGCUCCCUGGCUGGCAUCAUCUGGAUCAUAUCCAGAAUUGUUUACGCAUUUGGCUACUACACUGGUGAUCCCAAAAAUCGCAAACGUGCUACAUUUGGUUUGGGUGGGGCUUUUGUUCUUAUCAUCUGCACUGUUUCUACGGCUGUACAACUGCUACUUGGUUGAACACUCCAUUUAAACACUAAAUAUUGUGUAUCAUAUAUACUUAAUUGUCUUUUUUUUCUAUCAUGGACACCGCGUCGUUUACAAACUGUCAUGUCAUGUACAUUGACAAUAUACAUUUUAUUUCACUGCCAAUACGUCCGUGUAGAACUAUGACUAAUUCUUCUGAUUCUCGAUUUGUUCAA
Dendronephthya gigantea is the source of this 1802-nucleotide messenger RNA. Its product is annotated as microsomal glutathione S-transferase 3-like. Gene Ontology annotation, cellular component: membrane; nuclear envelope; endoplasmic reticulum. The coding region runs from base 1204 to 1620 and encodes 138 amino acids. The transcript is spliced from 5 exons. Gene Ontology annotation, molecular function: glutathione peroxidase activity; glutathione transferase activity. Lineage: Eukaryota; Metazoa; Cnidaria; Anthozoa; Malacalcyonacea; Nephtheidae. The record is from RefSeq and is a predicted model, not a curated record.